This is a messenger RNA of Cavia porcellus (domestic guinea pig), 3545 nucleotides long. Its product is annotated as zinc finger protein 431-like. Gene Ontology annotation, cellular component: nucleoplasm. Gene Ontology annotation, molecular function: RNA polymerase II cis-regulatory region sequence-specific DNA binding; DNA-binding transcription repressor activity, RNA polymerase II-specific. The record is from RefSeq and is a predicted model, not a curated record. The transcript is spliced from 5 exons. Lineage: Eukaryota; Metazoa; Chordata; Mammalia; Rodentia; Caviidae. Gene Ontology annotation, biological process: regulation of transcription by RNA polymerase II. The coding region runs from base 309 to 2762 and encodes 817 amino acids.
UGUUGUGACUCCCUGUCCACAGCCCGGUGCUGCCAGACUACCUGCUGGUGUCCCUGUUCUGCGAGUUCGGCCGGCUGCGGGCCGCGUGGGAAGGACUCGGGGACACCGGGAAGCCGCGCAGUGGUGAUGUGAAGUCCUGAGUUUCCAGUGUUUCCCCAGAUUGCCAGCCUCACACUAGAUGGUGCGAAUGGCCAAAAAAAGCCUUAACGUUGCAGGAGGCGGUGACCUUCGAGGACGUGGCUGUGAAGUUCACCAGGGAGGAGUGGGCUUUGCUGGAUCCUUCCCAGAAGAAGCUCUACAGAGAUGUGAUGUGUGAAACAUUUAGGAACCUGACUAUCAUAGGAAGGAGUUCUGAUGGCCAGAAAAUUGAAGAUAAACACAGAAAUUUCAGGAAACAUAUAAGAAGUGAAGAAGCAAAGCAGUCCUGUCAAUAUAAAUUACGGUAUCAACAUGGGGAAAUUGUUUUUCAGACUUCAGAUACAAACGUGCACAUGAAAGUUGGUAUAAAACCAAGAGAAAGCAUUUCCUCCAGAAGGCCCCUGGUUUCUCAUUCAUCAAGAGAUGGGCCCAUUAUAGCUACCACUAAACACAAAUCACAGGAGCAGAAGAGAGUUCAAAGGGAGCCGUCCAACUCUAACAAACAGGGCCGAGCCUGCACAGAACUACAGUUCAUUCAGAAACACACAGAGACAAGUCCUGGGGAGAAACGCCGUGAAUGUAUAUCAUGUGCAAAAUCUUACUCUGAUUGCACUGAAGAAAGUACCGUUGAAAAAAUUCCAGAUGUCAAAUCACGUAUUACACCCAAAGAUGUUCAACUUGGGGACAGAUUUCACGGUGAAAUGAACACAUAUAUAUGUAUACCGCAGGGAGUAGCUUGUAAUUCUCACCAUGAUGGUCAGACAUGUGAUAAAGCUCAUUCUGGUAGAAAACCCCAUAUAUGUAAACACUUUGGAAAAUCCUUUACUUAUAAGUCAUUGAGCAAUCAUGAAAGAACUCACAAUGGGGAGAAAUCAUAUGUAUGUAAGCAAAUUGGGAAAGCUUUCGGCAGAAAAGAUCAUAGUCAAAUGCAUGAACGGACUCACACUGGGGAGAAACAGUUUGUAUGUAAGCAAUGUGGGAAAACCUUCCUCACACACAGACAUACUCAACAACAAAUUCACACUGGGAAGAAACAAUAUAUAUGCAAGCAAUGUGAGAAAGCUUGCAGCACACGUGCUGUUUGUCAAACUCGUGAACAGACUCCUACUGGAGAAAAACUCCAUUUAUGUAAGCAAUGUGGCAAAGCCUUCAGCACACACAGUAAAUACAAAGUACAUGAACGGACUCACACUGGAGAAAAACCCUAUGUAUGUAAGCAAUGUGGAAAUGCUUUUAGCAGAAAAGAGAAUUGCCGAAUGCAUGAACGGACUCACACUGGGGAGAAGCCCUAUGUAUGUACCCAAUGUGGGAAAGCUUUCCGCACCCACUAUAGUUGUCAAGUUCAUGAAAGGAAUCAUACUGGGGAGAAACCAUAUGUAUGUAGUCAGUGUGGGAAGGCUUUCAGCAGAAAACAUCAUUGGCAAAUGCAUGAACGGACUCAUACUGGAGAAAAACCCUAUGUAUGCAAGCAAUGUGGGAAAACUUUUAGCACACGUCGUAAGUGUCGAAUACAUGAAAGAAUUCACACUGGUGAGAAACCCUACACAUGUAAGCACUGUGGCAAAGCUUUCAGAACAAGUGGUGUUUGCCAAAAUCAUGAACGAACUCACACUGGGGAGAAACCCUAUGUAUGUAACCAGUGUGGAAAAGCUUUUAGCAGACAAGAUACUUGUCAAGAACAUGAAAGAACCCACAGUGGAGAGAAACCCUAUGUGUGUCAGAAGUGUGGGAAAACUUUCAAAUCACACAGAACUUGCCAAAGUCAUAUACGGACUCACACCGGGGAGAAACCCUACGUAUGUAAGCAAUGUGGGAAAGCCUUUGUAAGACACAGAGAUUGUGAAGCACAUAUUCGGACUCACACUGGGGAGAAGCCCUAUGUAUGUAAGCAAUGUGGAAAGGCUUUCAGUACACGUGGUGUUUGUCAAAAGCAUGAACGGACUCAUACUGGAGAGAAACCCUAUGCAUGUAAGCAGUGUGGCAAAGCUUUCAGCACAAAUGGUAUCUGUCAAGAACAUGAAAGGAUCCACAGUGGAAAAAAGCCCUAUGUAUGCAAGCAAUGUGGAAAAGCUUUCAUUACAUACCAUAAACGUCAAAUACAUGAAAGAAUUCACACUGGUGAGAAACCCUAUUCAUGUAGGCAGUGUGGAAGAGCUUUCAGCACAAGUAGUAUUUGUCAAACUCAUGAACGUACUCACACUGGGGAAAAGCCAUAUGCUUGCACCCAGUGUGGGAAAGCUUUCAGCAGAAAGUCAGGUUGGAAAAUACAUGAAAGGACUCACACAGGUGAGAAACCCUAUGUAUGUAAACAAUGUGGGAAAGCCUACGUCACACACAGAGAUUGUGAAACCCAUGUACGGACUCACACUGGGGAGAAAACAUAUGUAUGUAACCAAUGUGGGAAAGCUUUUAGCAGACAAUAUAAUUGUCAUGUACAUGAAAGAACUCACACAGGGGAGAAACCUUAUGUAUGUAAGCAGUGUGGGAAAGGUUUCAGCACAAGUACUGUUUGUAAAAAUCAUGAACGGACUCACACUGGGGAGAAACCCUAUAUAUGUACACAAUGUGGGAAGUCUUUUAGCAGAAAAGCAGGUUGGAAAAUACAUGAAAGGACUCACACUUAAGGGGAACCCUGCAUGUGUAAACAAUGUGGGAAAGCUUUCAGCAGAUAAUAUACUCGUCAAGGACAUAUGUGUGUCAGAAACGUGGGAAAGUUUUCACAUCACACAAAUUGUCAACAUGUACAAACACUAACUGGGAAGAAACGAUAUGUGCGUAAACCAUGUGAGAAAGCUUUUAAGACACCGAGAUUGUCAAGAACAUGAAGAACUCACACUCAGAAAUCCUAUGAAUGUAAAUAGUGUAAAAAAAACUCUCACCACACAUUUUGUUUGUCAAAAAGGUGAAAGAAUUCACACUGGGGAAUAAAUGCAUGUGUGUAAGUAGUGCGGUAAAGCUUUCAGUUCACAUGGUCAUUGAUAAAGACAUCAAGGAACACACUAUUGAAAUACUACAUAUGUAAGCAGUGUGUGAAUACGUUCAGUACACAGAUACUGUCAAAUACAUGAGAUAAGUUAGGGUUAGGGUGAGAUAAGUUACACUGGGAGAAAGUCUGUAGAAACAGUAAAGCCUCUGUGUAGCAAGGGUUAUACACAUUGUUUGCUGUUUGUUUGUUUGUUUUGUUCUGGGAAUCAAACUUAAGACCAGGUGCUUGCCAAGCAGGUGCUGUGCCACUGAACUGUAUCCUUGACCCUAUUCUGUGCAUUGAGAAGAGAGAUUACAAUAACUAAAUAUAUGGUAUGACUUAGACAUGAAUAUUUUCUUUUAAAAAGUAUAAAAUGCCUUUUAAUUCACACAAGUAUUAUUACAUACAAAAAAGAAUUCAUAAUAAAGAGACUUGGAACGUA